Panicum hallii is the source of this 1247-nucleotide messenger RNA. RefSeq names its product salutaridine reductase-like. Bases 75 to 1004 code for a protein of 309 amino acids. The record is from RefSeq and is a predicted model, not a curated record. The transcript is spliced from 5 exons. Lineage: Eukaryota; Viridiplantae; Streptophyta; Magnoliopsida; Poales; Poaceae. Gene Ontology annotation, cellular component: membrane.
GCCUGAUCCAGUAAUCCGCCCGUCUCCACUCAUACAACCGCUGCUCUGCCGCUGCGCCGGAUCAGCCGAAGAUCAUGGAAGGAGCCAUCCCCAAGCCAUCAGAGAAGAGGGUCGCCCUUGUCACCGGCGGGAACCGGGGCAUGGGGUUCGAGAUAUGCCGGCAGCUGGCGUCCAGCGGGCUCGCCGUCGUCCUGACGGCGCGGGACGAGAGGAGGGGCGCCGAGGCGGCCGGCAGGCUCCGCGGGCUCGGCCUGCCGGACGUCGUGUUCCACCAGCUGGACAUCGCGGAGCCCGCCAGCGCCGCUCGUCUGGUUGACUUCGUCAGGAACAAGUUCGGCAAGCUCGACGUACUGGUCAACAACGCAGGAAUCAUGGGGGUGACGAUGGAGGUCGGCGACGAGGCAGCCGUCAAGGAAAUAAUGCGUUCAGGUAAGGAUCAGAACGAGAUCGCGGAAUGGCUGAAGCAGCGAACCACGCAGAACACCCAGCAAGGAGAGGAGUGCCUGAAAAUCAACUACCACGGCACCAAAAACGUCACCGAAGCGCUGCUCCCACUCGUCCAAUCCUCCUCCGAUGGAAGGAUCGUCAACGUCACUUCAGCGUUUGGGCUACUCAGGUUUUUCAGCGGCGAGGAGCUCCGGCAGGAGCUGAGCAGCAUCGGCACUCUGACGAAGCAGCGGCUGGACGAGCUGUCGGCGCUGUUCGUGGAGGACCUGAGGCGCGGCGAGCUGGGGCGCCGCGGGUGGCCGGCCGACCGGGUGUACGCGGCGUACCAGGCGUCCAAGGCGCUCGUCUGCGCCUACACGAGGGUCCUCGCGAGGGAGAACGCCGGGCUGCGGGUCAACUGCGUGCACCCGGGCUACGUCGAGACCGAGAUGAACUGCAACACGGGGAACCUGACGGCCGCGGAAGGUGCCAGCGUCUCAGUCGCGGUCGCGCUCGACGAACAGGGCGGCGUGACCGGCGCCUACUUCGACCGCAUGGAGAUAGCAUCUUUUGUCUAGUCCUGGAGUACAACUCGCAAAGAGAAAACAACGUACUCCUACAGAUAUAAAAUCCUUUGACCCUUGUAGUUGUAUCGUGACAAGAAAUACAAGUUAAAAUAUCACCAGCCAACAGAAUGAAAAAAAAUCUUACUACUACUAAAAUGUAGGCUCCCUUCAAAAUCUCCAUAUGAAGCCAUUUAGGAUUCUAGGUGGAUAUUCUAAAAGAUAAAAGAAAUUAUAGAAAUUCUCUAAAAAAAGCAA